This is a messenger RNA of Motacilla alba alba, 6108 nucleotides long. RefSeq names its product solute carrier family 25 member 36 (gene SLC25A36). Lineage: Eukaryota; Metazoa; Chordata; Aves; Passeriformes; Motacillidae. Gene Ontology annotation, biological process: pyrimidine nucleotide import into mitochondrion. The record is from RefSeq and is a predicted model, not a curated record. Gene Ontology annotation, molecular function: pyrimidine nucleotide transmembrane transporter activity. Gene Ontology annotation, cellular component: mitochondrion. The coding region runs from base 2984 to 3895 and encodes 303 amino acids. The transcript has 7 exons.
CCUGGGCUGCGGGUCUGGCCCCACUCCUGUGCCCGCUCUGGCCUGGCCUGGGGGCGGCGGCGGCCUGGAACGGCUGCCUGCGGACAUCUCGGUCGGGCUGCGGGGGGCUGCCCGCUCCUCCGUGCCCGAGGAGCCGCGGGGAGGAGAGAGCGGGCCGCGCUCUGCUUCCCGCCCCGUGCCCUGAGGCCUUUCCGGGCCCGCUGCGCGCCGUCGGGCCCGGCCCCGGGUGUUGCGUUGUGUCACGGGUGGAACGCGGGCCCUUGGGGAGGCGGGGGUGGAGGCUUCCCGGAAAACCAGCCGCUCUCUCUGGUCGCAGUUCCCGGGUUUGUCCCUGAUCUGGCGUUUCCGUGGAGAAGCGCGCAGGGCCCGCUGUGCGUGGGCUCCCCGCUGUCGGGAGCGGCUGCCGGGGCUCGCCUGUCGGCCUCGCGGGCUGGCGGUGCCCUGCUGUGUCCGUGCCAUGCCUUUUAACGCUCCAGGGUGUGCUCUCCUUCCCUCUGGGGCUUUGGCACAUGCAGCUCUCCAGCCACAAAGGCAGAAGAAAUGGGAGGGAAGAAUGUACUCAGAAAUGAAGAUUUUAGCCUUAGUUAGGUUUGGGGUAACUUUGUACCUUCACAGCUAUUAAUGAAGUUUCAAAGUGUGUCGUUUUAGGUUUCAAAAUGUAUGAGCUGUAUUUCUGCAGCCUGUGGCCCUUCCAGGAGCAGGGUGGGAAGGGCACCCAGCCAAAAAGGGAAAGCUGGGGGUCCUCGAUUGUGAUAGUGUGUUUGGGGAGUGAGCAUGACUGUAAAGAAGUGAUAGAGGACACACCUUGGAUCCCAUGAGAGAGCUUGAAGCUGUGAUUUCCCUUUGUGCUCCUCACAGACAAAAAUGAGCUUGCUGCUUCUGGACUGAGGUGUUUGAGGUGGAGAAUAAUGUAUUGAUUCUGAGCAAGUCUGAGUGACUUGGAUACGUGUCAGUACUUUCUCUGCUUCUGGCACACUUUGAAGUAUUGUACAUCUGAUCCAGUGCCUGUGUAGGGGCUUUUUCAUCCCCUUGAUUCCUUGCACCCUGUUUAAGAGGAGAGUGGUUAUGCAGCAGGAGGCUCAAGAUGCAGUAGCAUGUACUGUUUUCUGCAGGCUUUGCAUUCUUGUAAGCAUUCAGAAAAGCAAUAGCAGGAGCUCAAGAAUGAUCAGGAGCUCCUGCAGAGGUUUGCAAAUACGAUGAGGGGUCUGGAGCAUCUGUGUUGUGAGAACAGAGUGGGGGAGCUGGGCCUGUUUUCUGGUCAAGUCUGGAGAAGAGACUGAGAGAGGAUCUCAUUAAUGCAUAUGAAUAUCUCAAAGAGGUACCAGGAGAAAGUCUGGCACCAUUUUUCAGUGGUGCCCAGUGACAAGACAAUGAGCAGAGGCCGUAAACUAAAACACAAGAGGUUUCACCUCAAUAUGAGGAAGAACUUAUUAUACUGAGGGUGGCAGAGCACUGGAACAGCUGCCCAGGGAGGCUGUGGGGUUUCCCUCUCUGGAGACAUUCCAAACCCACCUGGACAUGUUCCUGUGUCACCUGCUCCAGGUGACCCUACCCUGGCAGGGACAUCAGACAAUAUGACUUGCAGAGGUCCCUGCCAGCCCUAGAGAUUCUGUGAGUUGUGCCUGAUUGCAGCACUUCAGCUUGACAGCUCUGCACAGGGGAGAUCACUGAGCAGAAUUGUGCAUCUGUGUCAGGUUUGUAAACCUGAAACUUGAGAGCAGAUGAGGAUUGUUUAGCUCAGCUUGCUCAUUCCUAUUUAUUGCAGAGCAGUCGGGUCGAUGGCUAGGUGCUGGCCAGCUGGGUCAGGGGUUAUGCUGUGAGGAGAAGGCUGAGUGUGAGCCACAUGUUUCCUGUAACCUUAGUUCAGCCAAGCUAACACUGUGUAUUUGGUCACAUUUGGCAGUAGAAGAGUUUUUUGGGGUCAUCUCCUGACUUUGCAAGCAUGGUGCACUGCAGAUCACCUGAGUGAUCUUUACUCUUCAGUGAAACUUAGAGGAAGAAAGCUUUGUAGCUUUGUUUGCCUUUAAGUUGCACCAGAGCCUCUAUAGAGACAACAUGAUUAUCUCUAUCUGCUGGUGCUUUUUUUUUUCCCAGAUGUUCAAGUUCAUUCUUCAGUUCCUGCAUUCUGUAAUGAAAUUUGACCAAUGACAUUGCUGGUUUAGUAGCAUAAGUGGGACUAUCCUGGGAUUUCUCUGUAGCUGCUCUGGCUGUAUGGGGUUUUUUUGUCUACCUUCUCUUUUUCUCCCCCUUAGUCAAAUAGCAGCUGUUGUCACUGUAGACAUUAUGUUGGUAGUAUAAACUCAGGUGCUAUUUAUUCAAGGAUGCAGUUGAACAUUAUUCCCUUCUUAAAUUAAAAAGUCAUGUGAUUGAAAUGUAGGAUGUAGAUGAGCAUUUUUAGUUCAAGUAGUAAGUUACGGCUGCUUUUUUAGUUGUUAGACUCAUUUUUAAAAGUGGUAGAAAACCUUAAUGUUAUGCUUUAUAGAAAAGAUUAAUAUGUUUUGGAUGUACUGCCUUGCAAGCAUACAGUGAAAAUUCAGGUGUUGGCUACAAAAAUAGGUUUUCAUGAUUUAUUCUUCAUUUCCAGAAAGCUUAUGACAGUAAUGGUGUAUCAUACAAACUUCCAUCAGAACAGUGAACUGCUCUGAGUGUUGUCCCCUCAGCAGAAGGAGGGGUUUGGGUUAGGAGGUGGACAGCUACUUUUCUGACUUCACACUUGGAUAGUCUCAGGUUUGCUUCUUUUCUUCACUCUUGGUGUUCCUUGCAGAAAUUUGUCCGCUUUCUAAUUUAGCGUGUGAGGAAGUAUAGGGAGGAGCUUCUUUAUCUUGAUUAUAGAAGUGUCUCAAGUUGGUCUGUAAUUGUAAUCAUACUCUGUCUGACAGAGGUUCUUAGCAAAUCCCUACAGAGGCUAAAACAGUAACGGUGCAGAAAAUGUGUUCAACAUAAGUGUGUGAAUUCUCAGCAAGAUCAGACUCUGCUGAAAUGUAUGAAGGAAAGAUGUGGAGGUACUGUUGGUGCAAUUCUGACAUGUCCACUGGAAGUUGUAAAAACACGACUGCAGUCCUCCUCUGUGACUCUCUACAUCUCUGAAGUUCAUCUCAACACUCUGAAUGGUGCUACCGUCAACCGAGUAACCAGAGUUUCUCCUGGACCUCUCCACUGUCUGAAGAUGAUCUUGCAAAAUGAAGGCCCCCGUUCCCUGUUCAGAGGGCUGGGUCCUAAUUUAGUUGGCGUUGCUCCUUCCAGAGCAAUAUAUUUUGCUGCUUACUCAAAUUGCAAGGAAAAGUUGAACAAUAUUUUCAAUCCAGAUUCUACCCAGGUACACAUGAUUUCAGCUGGUGUGGCAGGCUUUACUGCGAUCACAACAACUAAUCCCAUUUGGUUGGUAAAGACACGAUUACAGCUUGAUGCAAGGAAUCGUGGAGAAAAGCGAAUGAGCGCAUUUGAGUGUGCCCGCAAAGUUUAUCGCUUGGAUGGCUUUAGAGGCUUUUACCGGGGCAUGUCUGCGUCCUACGCAGGCAUAUCUGAGACUGUUAUUCACUUUGUCAUUUAUGAGAGUAUUAAGAAAAAAUUACUGGAGUAUAAGACUGCUGCUGCCAUGGACAAUGAGGAUGAGUCAGCAAAAGAAGCAUCAGACUUUGUUCGAAUGAUGAUGGCUGCUGCCACUUCCAAAACGUGUGCAACAUCAAUAGCAUAUCCCCAUGAGGUUGUACGAACAAGACUAAGAGAAGAGGGAACAAAAUACAGAUCUUUCUUCCAGACACUCUCUUUGCUUGUGCGAGAGGAAGGGUAUGGCUCCCUUUACCGAGGUCUGACUACACACCUGUUCAGACAGAUUCCAAACACAGCUAUCAUGAUGUCCACCUAUGAAGUUGUAGUCUACUUACUUGAUGGAUAGCAGUGUGACAAGGUGGAAGAAGGUGGAAGACUGAAAGACUGGAGUGGACCACUGAAUGUCAAUGCCAGUGUGGUGGGCUGAAGGAGCGUUGUAUCAGGAACAAGCAGCUGUGGACAAAACAGAAGGUUGAUUGUGGGCAACUCUGAAUAAUUUUGCUGCCUUUAUUGUGUGGUCUCAUGUCAAUGUGACAAAUGGGAACUGCCCCUUAGGGAAUGCCUUCAUACAUCUCUUAAUUCAGAAUUAUUCUUUCCUUUUCAUCUGUUAAACUAGACAAAGCCAUUGAGUCAUCUUCAGAGACCUGAUGGGUGAGGGAGGGGAAAUGAAAUAUGUUGCUGGGCAGUCCUAUUACCUUCUCUUAGUGAUUGCUCUCAGCUACAUCAUUUUUGUUCUGUUUUACUGCACAUAACCUGUUGGAGGAAUGAGCAAGACAGUACUUUUAUAGCUUUCUAUACCUGAAACUUCGAUUUAGUUGCUCUGAAGAUUCAUAGAGACUGAGGUAGUGUGGUAAGUGUGUGAAGUUUUCCAUGUUGCUACCUCAAGACAAAAUACGGUGCAGGGACCCAGAACAGUUAUUUCUUCACUACAAAAGGUGAUACCUGUUGUAGCUUUUUGGUUUUGAUUGUUGUUCUUUUUUUUUUUUUUUCCUUGACGUUUGAGCAGUGUUGUAGGUUAAUGAGAGAGUCUGUUCAACUCUUCAGGUUACCAGUCUGUUAAUGUUGGUGUAUGUGGACUUCUGGUCCUGUUGCAUCAUGCUUUUUCUUUUCUGGAACUUUUCCUAAGUAAGAGAGGCCUAUGAAACAUUGUCCUGUAUCAUCAGUUUUCCUUGCCAAUAUGUUCAGGUCACUCACACAGCGAAGGAAGUUGCUGAAUGCCACUUUAUAGCCUUUUUAAGGAUUUGUAAUGUGAUGAGAAAUCGCAACUAGUCCAGCCUCCCAUUUGUGAAGACAGGAUUCACUCAGUUUCAUGCUGCCUAAGCACAAGCUGUAUUACCCUUAAAUAUCUGGCAAAUCCUGCCUUGGAUUACCAGUGUUUAUAUGGAAGUACUGGGGGAGAACACAUAUCACUGUGGCUAAGAUGAUCAGAAAGCAGAAACCAGUUGAAGUUGUGAUAGAUCUUCUCAGUGCAGACAGACUCUGUGCAGAAGGAUGGAGAAAUUGUAAAUAUUUUCUUGAAAGCAUUCCCCCUGAUAAAUGCUGUAUCACUUCUGUUAGCUUGAGCCUGUGUACUGAGCUAUAACCUUGUCCUCCACAUUGUCUGAUUAUUCAGGCAUUGGUUUUGUUCUGUAAGCCAAUUGCAAAUUAAUGCCUUGCAUUCAGCAGUGAGGCUUAGCUGGUUUAUUCUGUCCUAAUUUACAGAAUUUUCCAAAAUCAUACAACUGGAGUGUCAAGCAGUUUAAUGUUACAGGAAGUUUUAGAGCUUUCCAGACAGGUAUCUUCUCAGUCUGCAUCCAUUAUCUUUAUGAAGAAGAUGAUAUUUUAUAAGUUGGGGUCAAUAGCUUUCUCCAUAGAAAUGCUGCUACACUGGCAUGGACAGAACUGUGCUCUCAGCUCUUCCAGUGUGGUACUUCAGUACACUUGAACUGUGCAUCAUGUGCAAUGGCUUUAUUUUAUGAAUGACUUCUUAUGCACUUUGUGGCCUUCUUAGGGCUUAUGACUUCUCUUCCUUUUCCUGAUUAUCUGGAAUCAAACCGUGUUUGAAAUAUGCAGUUUUGUUUUAAACAAAGCAUGUGGUUUGAUUUCUGUGUAAGCUGUGCAGGAGUUUAUGCUGUAAAUCCAUAGCAUCUCUGUGGCACUGGUUCUGUAGGCUCUCUGUAAAACCUCAAAGCUUGCAGAACAAUCAUUCUGGGCUUUUCUUGUUUGCUUUCCUUUAUUUUGAUCCUCGUCAUGUUUUCCAUACAGUGUCAAAGUAUUUGAGUAUUCCAUGUAAUUCUCUGUCUUAAUUGCUCACCCUCUAAAAGCCACCCAUAGUAAGUACAUUGACCUUGCAGUGCUGGAUUGACUUCCUUGCUCGGAAAAUGUUCCCUUUUUAAAUACAGCACGGCCCAAGGGGUGACCAUAGUGAGCUUGAUUGUCUCCAAGGAGUGAAAGGAGUGCUUAAAUGUGUUUUAAAGUGGGCUUUUUCUAGUGGUCUCCCUAGGAAAAGACUGGAGUAUUUAUGACUGACAUAAGCCUUGAUGUGAUGCUUUUGUUCAGCUAAAUAAAUGCAGUAAUAGU